Schizosaccharomyces japonicus yFS275 is the source of this 1239-nucleotide messenger RNA. RefSeq lists its product as hypothetical. The transcript is spliced from 2 exons. The coding region runs from base 1 to 1239 and encodes 412 amino acids. The record is from RefSeq and is a predicted model, not a curated record. NCBI's taxonomy places the organism in Eukaryota, Fungi, Ascomycota, Schizosaccharomycetes, Schizosaccharomycetales, Schizosaccharomycetaceae.
AUGGCUACUUCCUUUACCGAAAUCAAUCAGUCUGUAUAUGUUGUCGAACCCAGUGCUCUACGCUCAUUUCUGCUGCAGACUGUUCGGCCAGUGACACUGGAAUCUAUAAGUGCAGCAUUAGAAUGCAAGGAAGAUGCCCAAAAACUACAACAUCAAAUAAGUCAAAAUUCAAAUGAGUCGGUCGUCAACUUUGAACAAUCGAGGAAAGGCGAUAAGCCGUCCUCUAUUUGGAUGGUUCUCGUGUCGGCUAGCCUAUUAGGCUUUGCUGAGGCAAAAUAUCCGCUUCCUGUUUUUCUCAAGCAAUGGCUACCGCAAACAACGACGGAUGCCAAUCCCACAUCUGAUACGAAAAACGCAAGUGUCUUGCUCGAACAUAGAGCAGACAAUGGACAAACAAAAACGGUACAGGUCGAUGCUAAAACUUUGUGUGAGAUGACAAAACAGACCUCUACCAUUGAAAGCAUACAGCAAUUAUUUGAGCAACACGGCAAAGAUAUUUGCUACGAUGCGAGUUAUUUAGCAGCUUACUCCUAUGCAAAGCAGGCCAGAAACGACAAUUCUGCUACGAAUACUCAGCAAUCUAAUGAUGCCACUGACCCACCAUUGGCAAAAAACGAGUCCGAGGACUUCGACCCCACUGACGAGUCGGUGACUUACGGGUACAAAGAUUUGUCUCAAUUGAUACCCGUGUCUUCUACACUUCCUUCAGCAACUGAAAACAGUAAUAAUGACUCGGCAAUCGAGCAUCCCCAAUCGCAAUCUCCCGUUGAGCGAAAGAAUGGCAAUGAUGUUCAACAGGAAGCACACACCUCCAAUAUGACGACGACAAAUGAUCCCGCACCUACGGUGGAAACCGCUAAUGAGUCUGGUGAGCAAGGUGAAGAUAUGGAUGGAACGGUGUCGGACUCUGCAUCUGUCAUUUCCAGCACAGGGUCCGACAUAGUUGGGGCCUUGCAAACAUACACGGAAUUAGCACGAAAAAGCAUGUUGGAGGAUAUUUCUGGCGCAAAAACGCGCACAGAAAAUACAAGUGUUUUUCCAUCAGCCGAUCUAGAAGAUAAAGCCUCUAUUCUUAAUGUUCGUGAAAAUAUCUCCAAGGCUAAAGUUUUACUAAAGCAAUGGCACGAAGAAUGGGCAUAUCUCCAACGAACAUUUGCACCGUCUAAAGCGUCGUCCUCCACCUCCUCCUCCCCAAAACCAGCUGUCCCCAUUACGAGAAAACGUCGGCGGAGACGGUAA